GUCACUGUCGCUGAGGAGGGGGGAAAAAGUGACGCUGAUAUACACACAAGUCGGAGCACCGACGGGGGAGUAACGUUUUGUUUCUUUUUUUUUUUCCCUCUUUAAUUUGUGGUCUUUAUUCUUUGCUGUGUGGCUGCCACUCAUUCCUCCUCGCCGUUAGCGCGGUUCUUCCCCUCACCCGGUGUUUUUGACAGUCGGGGUCGCAGUGAACCAACUUAAGCUAGCAGCACCAUUACAUUAGCAUUGACACAACCUGAAGGAUACUUUACGGCCACUCGCUAGGUGCACUCAGCAAAACGGGCUCCUGACUGGAGCACAGACCAUGCUGCUGCACUGAGCCAGAGUGGGAGAAAGGGAGAGGACCUGGAGGAGUGCUGAGGUAUUAGCUGUCCUGGUGGUGUGCCCCUCCCACUUUUCUGGCUGGCUGCGUGCUGCCCCUUCAGUUCCCCUGACCGCUCCCCACGACUGAGACUAAGCCUUGCUAUGGACUGUACUUUGUACGCUGCUGCAGUCCACCCCAAGACACUGCCUUAGUGGGUUCCCCCUUCUUCCUGUGUGUGGUUCCCAUCCAGACACAGUACAGAGUCUCAGCACUGAUUUGAUACCACCUACAGCCACACCUGGGUUCUCCACCCAACCCCCCCUCCCCAACUCCCGCCCUCUCCCCCUCCCCUGAAAAGAUGUCAGUGAGCCUGACAACAGACAUCCAGCAGGAGGGAGAGAGUGGGCCAGUCAUCCAGCCCUGCAAUCGAGGCAAGACCUCCCCUCAGCCACAGGGCAUCAAGGAAGGGACAGGAGAGGGUCUGGAGCAUGAGGAAAGCUCCCAACAGGACGCACAGAAGCGGGCUUCAAAUCACAGCCAUGGUAGGAAACGAGCCAAGUCUAAUGCCAAACUGAAGUUGGUGCGAAGUCUGGCAGUGUGUGAGGAGUCCUGUGGUCCAUUUUCAAUUGAUGGGCCUCCAGAGUCGGACAUCAUCCACCUUCAUGUCAGCUGUCCAUCAGAUAAGGAAGAGGAGAAGUUCUCUAAAGAUGAAUAUGAAAAUGAAGAGAAAAAGGACAAAACUCCAAGGAAGAUGUUAUCACGUGACUCCAGUCAAGAGUACACGGACUCCACAGGAAUUGAUGUUCAUGAGUUUCUGGUCAACACACUGAAAAACAAUCCCAGGGAUCGGAUGAUGCUGCUUAAACUAGAACAAGAUAUCCUGGAGUUCAUCAGUGACGACAACAACCAGUAUAAGAAAUUUCCUCAGAUGACCUCUUACCAUCGCAUGCUGCUACAUCGUGUGGCUGCCUACUUUGGCAUGGACCACAAUGUGGAUCAGACAGGCAAGGCGGUCAUCAUCAACAAGACUGGAAACACACGCAUCCCAGAACAAAGGUUUUCUGAACACAUUAAGGAUGAGCGUAACAUGGAUUUCCAGAAAAAAUUCAUCCUCAAGAGAGAUGAUGGUAGCAUGGACAAAGAUGAUAAUCAGAUCCGUGUGCCACUGCAGGACGGGCGGCGUAGCAAGUCCAUUGAAGAGCGAGAGGAAGAGUAUCAGCGGGUACGAGACCGGAUCUUUGCCCGAGAAGUGUCUUUUGUUUUGCAGUCCUCUCAAAAUGGAUACAUCAAUGACAACAGACUGUCCACUGAGGGCUACUGCUCUAGCUCUCAAAAGAAGAGGCAGAUCUUUAGAGGAAACCGUGAGAGCUCUAGUCGGGCAUCCAGCAGUCGUCAAAGCAGUACCGACAGUGACAUGAAGUGCCUGGAACCGCGGCCCUGGAGCAGCACUGAUUCAGACAGCUCCAACCGCACCCUGCGACCGCCUGUCACUAAGGCCAGCAGUUUCUCUGGCAUCUCUAUCCUUACCAGGGGUGACAGCCUCGGCAGUAACAAAGGAUCACAAGGAAGCUGCAAAGGCUCUCGCUCUGGCCUCCCUCUUGUCAGUGCUGAUGUGUGUCCACCAUCCGUAGCCUCCCAGUCCAGCCGGAGCUUGCUUCCCUGUCCUCAGCAGCCUCAGCCUCAGUCCCAGGCCCCCCCUCAGUCUGCACUGCUGCCCACCCCACAGCAACACCCCAUGGGUAACCACAUCAUUGCUCAGCCGGUGGCGUCUCUGCAGCCCUCUCAGCCUGUCUCCUACUCCAGCCCUUCCUGCCCCCAGGUUCUCCUGCCAGUCUCUCCUCCCCAGCAGUACACAAUGGGAGAAGAGCUAACAUCUCAGUUCAGCCAGAUGACGCUGAGUCGGCAGGGCUCCAGUGAGAAUCCUGAGCCUCCCCCAAUCUAUCAGGCUGCUCCCACUGUCCUGUCCCAGCACCCUCCACCUCAGACCAGCUACAUCAUGGCCACCGCAGGUCAACCUAUGCCACCUCCAUCUGGAUACCAGCCUGCCACCGGACACCCACAUCCACCACCACCUCCACCUCCUCCAUCUCAGCCCGUCAUGCAGGCACCACCACCCCCACAAGGUUACUUGCAGCCACCACCUCCUCAGCAGAUACAAGUAUCGUACUACCCUCCUGGUCAGUAUCCCAGCUCAGGCCAGCAGUACCGUGUACCCCAGCCCAUGUCCCACCAGGUGUCUUAUCCUGCCCAACGUACACAGCCCAUGCCUCCGCCCACACAGCAGUCAGGUCUGCAGACCAUAAUGCCCAGCCAGCAACCAAGUUAUCAGGGCAUCAUGAGCGUGCAGCAGCCCCAAAACCCCGGUCUGCUCAAUUCCCAGAGGACAAGCCUGGGAGGACAGAUGCAAAGCAUAAUGGUCCAAUAUCCACAGAUGCCAUCAUAUCAGGUGCCAGUGGGAAAUGAAAAUCAGCAGGUGGUACAGCAGCAGUACCAGCAGCAGGUGAUGGUGCCAGUUAGCCAGUCUGUCCAGGGGCCCAUGCCUGUCUACUACAGUGUUAUCACACCCACACAGCAGAAUAGCACAAGCCCAUCAGUAGGUUACCUGCAGCCCCCAAACUCAGAGCAGUAUCAAAUCACACAGUCGCCGUCCCCCUGCAAUCCUCAACAGUUGCAGCAGCAAUAUUCAGGAGUACCUCCUCCUGGGCCUGGGGUGAUGGUCAUGCAGCUCAGUGUCCCCAAUGGACCGCAGCCUUCUCAAAAUUCUCCCCUGGUCCAGUGGAACCCAUGCAAGUACUACAGCAUAGAGCAGAGGCCCAGCAAGCCAGGAGAGCUCUACAAAACUGACAAUAAUCCACAGGCCAGUACGCAACUGACAAGUCCCCUGACUUCCCCCACUCAGUCUCCCACACCAUCUCCUUCUGGCAGUGUCACCAGCGUCUGUCCAGGACUGGGACCUUUGCCUCUCAUUUCUCAGUUUCCCAGGCCAGGGGGACCAUCUCAAGGUGACGGGCGCUACUCUCUGUUGGGUCAGCCUCUCCAGUAUAGCCUUUGUCCUCCUCCCCUCAUGCAUGGCCAGUCCUCCUACAGCUCUCAUCAGGGCCAAGGAGUAAUGAAGCACGGGACACGAGGGAAAAAACAAACACUCAAGUCUGCGUCAACAGAUCUCGGCAACGCUGAUGUUGUAGUAAGUCGAGUGCUCGAGGUAACAGACCUGCCAGAGGGAAUUUCACGUCCAGAAGCUGAAAAGCUCUUCAACCAGCUGUCGUUAUGCGGUGCCAAGAUCCAGUGGCUGAAGGAGCCGCAGGGAGGCCGAGGAGGAACAGGGGGAUGCAGCCCCUGCACUGGUGCAGGGCCCUUGGGUCCAGGGGGUGCAAAGAGCGACGCCAAUGACCCAGCUAACCUCUACACCGUAGUUGCAGUUUUCCCCAGCACCAUGGCUGCCCAGAGUGCUUCCUUCAAACUUAACAGCAGCGGGGCCAGCCUCUUCAAACUGAGGGCCGCCAAAAAGAACUAUGACCUGCGAGUCCUGGAGAGAGCCAGCUCUCAGUGAGAGGAAGCGAGACGGGAGGAAAGAAAGUGAGAGAGACAGAAAGAAAGAGAGACGCUCAGUGGAGUGGUGGAAAAGGAGGGACUGAGGAGGACUGCUCUUUGUGUACAAUCCAAAAAUUAAAAAAAAAAAAUGAAAGGGGUUGGUGUCAAAUGUUAGAGGGAAGAAGAUGUGAAUUAUGAGUUUGCUGGUGUUUGGUUGCAAAUAUGAUUGUUUUUAUUAUUUUGUUUUUUGUAUUUAUAUAGCAGAAGAGCACACGAGACACGUGAGCAUGUUUCACUCUUGCCGUGAAAUGUGUGCUGCUACACAAAAACACACACACACACACACAAACGCAGGCAACAGGGUCACGUAGCGCACAACCACCAAAACACACUGGACAGCCGACCUCAGUCAGACCUUUUCCUCCUCGUCCACUUCCCUUCUCUGCUCUCCAGCCUUCCUCCUCUUUCUGCCAACACUCCUUCACCCCGUCAGUCUCACGUAUUUAUAAAUUUUCAUACGCACAGUUGGUGCACUCUGCUUUCCUUUGCCUCUCGCCUCACCACGACUCAUCCUCCUCUCUCUCUCUCUACUCCCUCACUUCUGCUCUCUCUCUCUUUCUGCUCUCUUGCUUUCUGUUUGCCUUACUGCUGUUGUGGGUUUCUGUAUCGCGCUGUUUUUUCCCCCUCCUUUUCUGUUUGUUUUUUGGGGUUCAAUAUAUUUAUAUAAGUGAUGUAAGGAAUAAAAGAAAUCUAUAUAUUCA
Thalassophryne amazonica is the source of this 4614-nucleotide messenger RNA. RefSeq names its product R3H domain-containing protein 2. The coding region runs from base 681 to 3872 and encodes 1063 amino acids. The record is from RefSeq and is a predicted model, not a curated record. The transcript is spliced from 28 exons. Lineage: Eukaryota; Metazoa; Chordata; Actinopteri; Batrachoidiformes; Batrachoididae. Gene Ontology annotation, molecular function: nucleic acid binding.